Molecule: messenger RNA, 663 nt
Organism: Colletotrichum siamense
Lineage: Eukaryota; Fungi; Ascomycota; Sordariomycetes; Glomerellales; Glomerellaceae
Exons: 3
Coding region: 1-663 (220 amino acids)
Source: RefSeq, a predicted model, not a curated record
AUGCCAACGUCAAUGAUUUCGCAAGUUGCUCUCGUCAACAUUGGGCCCUUGACGACAACAUGGACCGCGCCCUCAGCGUGCGCGACGAUAACACAUCCUCCAUAUUUGGCUCAAUCUUACGCGGCCGCGGCUGGCAUACCCUUUUGGGCAGAGGAUUGUGCCUCCCUGACGGAUGACCCUUUCAACGAAUGCGUACCAUCGGCUACGAAGAUGAACGAGGAGUGGGCCUCGCGAAAGGAUAACCCUAUGAUAGACGACGUGGUCUAUUACCACUCACCCGGCAAUAUCUGUCCUUCAAAUUGGACAACUGUGGGCGUUGCUGCCAGAGGCGAUGGGACAUCUUACAGCCUAAGCGGCAUAUAUGCCGAUCCGACAUUCACUCUCAUCCAGUCUGAUAGCACGACAACACACAUCGUAACUCAGUCAGGAGCGAGACCUGGUAUACAGCCAGCAGCCAACAUGUUCAUGUCCGCGAUCGAGCCUCACGAAACCGCUGUAGUCUGCUGCCCAAGCGGAUUCACGGCAAAGGCUCUCGGGUUGGGGUGCUUCUCUUACAUCCCACGAGAACUGUACACUGCAACCACCGGCUGUCAUUGGAUUCUCGACAACGACGUAUACACCCUCAUUGACAACACAUACACAUAUCACGGCCGCACGGCUUAG